This is a messenger RNA of Mercenaria mercenaria, 6228 nucleotides long. Its product is annotated as PHD finger protein 10-like. The record is from RefSeq and is a predicted model, not a curated record. Lineage: Eukaryota; Metazoa; Mollusca; Bivalvia; Venerida; Veneridae. Gene Ontology annotation, cellular component: npBAF complex. Bases 228 to 2639 code for a protein of 803 amino acids. The transcript has 13 exons.
AAAUUUACUAUGACACCGUUCUUCAAAAAGGAGAACGUCGGCGUCUUCUACAAAUUUGCUGCCGGGCACAAAGAAAUAAAUUAAUGCAAAAAAGAAGAGGGAAUAUGAUAUACAAGACAAAGGCUGUAACUUUAGAUAAGAUACAGUCUGAAGCAAAGUAACUCAAAGAGAGGAAAAUUCGAAGUAAAAAAAAAAUCUAUGUCACUCUUUAAGAUAGGCCAGCAGCUAUGGAAGCAGAACCAAGUACAGAAUCUAUUGAACAAAGCAAAGACUCUGUAGAAAAUGAUUCUGUCAGUAACAACAUGGAAGAUACGGAACAGUCAGUUGAAAAGCCAGUCAAGAAUUCUGAGGUUUCUGUUCAAAAUUCAGAUGAGGGCACUGGGCCUUUCCAUGAAAUAGAGGAUGAAGCUAAUAAAGACUCAUAUGAAACAGAGUUUGAAAAAUUCCUAAGACAGGCUAAUGAAAGGACUGAAGAAUCUGAGGCAUCUGUAGGAGACAAUAGUAGAGAAGUGAGUAGUGAAGAUUUCAAAGUCCAGAAAACAGCUCCUGUCUUUGAACCAACUGGUGAAGACACAUCAAAUUCUAGUUGGUAUAAAAUGAAAUCAGGCAGUGAGAUAAAAAUGGAUACAUCAGAGAAUGUAACACCACCUGAUGAAAGUUCGAACUUAAGUGUUCCCGAUAAUGGUUCAGUUGCUAGUAGUAAUAUCGGAGAUUCUUGCAUGAGUUACCAAGACCAAGCAUCAAACAUGGAUGAAGAGUCGAAUAUGAGCAUUCCUGAAGAAAGUUCUGUUCCCAAAUACACCGGACAUCAGCCUGUAUUUGACGAGUCGGCCAACAUGAAUCCCCCAAGCAAUGUAGGGUUUGCAAGGCCAGAUACACCAAAUAGGCCAGACACCCCCAGUAGGCCUGACACGCCUGGUAGGCCAGACACACCCAGUAGGCCAGACACACCUGGUAGUACAAUAGAUCCUAACUCAGAGAGUACACCUGUAAAAAGGUAUAGAAGAGGAACUUUACAGAUCGCUGCAGAAGAUGCUAGUGAACAUGGACAUGGUAUUACGGCAAGAGAUAUAUUUGAAUACCAAUGGCCGCAAGAGAAAGACUCUGAAUAUUUCAUGCUUCAAGAACAGAUCUCCAUGUAUCUUGAUGUCAAAUCAUUCAAGAGAAAAUAUCCAGAUUUAUUCCGGCGAGUCUGUGACAAACGAGAGAAAGACUUUCUGAGAGACAAAGGCGUGGUUUCAGAAACACAGAGUGAUUUAGGUUUGACAGCAUUAAAAGCAGAUGAAGUACAUGAUCUGAUGAGCCGAGAUUACCCUGCCAAGUACAAGGAAUUUUUGAAGGUUUUACGGGAAAGGGAGAAACAGAAAAUGGCAGACAAGAUGAAAGAAUUUCAUGCUUUGAAACUCGAGAAGGAUAAGAUGGUAGAAUACACAAAGAAAGCAAUGAGGUCUGUGUCCGAAUGGAACAGAAGUCUUCUGAAAAAGAAAAACGAGGAAAGACGAGCUUAUUUUGACAUGCAGACAUUUACAAUCCAGUAUCCUAAAAGCAAGUUUAGAAAGUUGGAUCAUUCUCAGACUGAAGUCAGUGCUUAUCCGUUGUCACUGAUUCCAGGACAGUUCCAGGAUCAUUAUAGAAAAUAUACGCAAGAAGAACUGAAAUAUUUUCCACUGAAUACAGCAUUGUUUGAUCCUCCAAAGAAAGUGGAUGCUUCAGCAGAACAUGAGGUAGAUGAUGACGAUGAUGAUGAUAGUCAAGCUGAUGACAAGGGAAAUGAUUCCAGUGAUAGUGAUGACAGUAGCAGCAGUAGUUCAGAUGAUGAUGACGAUGAUGAUGAAGAUGAUGAUGGAGAGGCAGGAGAUAAUGAAGGUACAAAGAAAGCAAGGAAAGAGAAGUCGACAAGUAGAGAAACCAGUAAAGAAAAGUCUGCUGAGCCAAGUAUAAAACAAGAGAAUGAAUGCAGAAUAUGUAAAGAUGAGCCAGCGGAGAAACAGAAAGAUACAGAACAUGAAGAACUUAUAAUAUGCUCUGAGUGUAAGAGCAAAGGUCAUCCAACGUGUCUCGACCUGAACAAGGAUAUGGUGAGGGUGAUCAAGACUUACCCUUGGCAGUGUAUGGAGUGUAAAACAUGUGUACAAUGUAUGGAUCCAUAUGAUGAGGAUAAGAUGCUAUUUUGUGACAAAUGCGACAGAGGUUAUCAUACGUUCUGUGUUGGGCUCAAAUCUCUCCCAGCAGGACAGUGGGACUGCUUUAGUUGCCGUGGAGACACAACACCUAUCAAACCACUACCAAGACCAACACCUAAAGCCAAAAGAGGUCGUAAACCAGGACGUCCACCAGGAAGACCCGGGAGACCACCUGGCAGGCCACCAAAGGAUCCAAACAAAGUCCAAGAUACUCCAGGAAAAGACCCAUACAGACGUGAAACUCCUGGCAGGGACAGGAGACGGAGGUUAAGGGAAGAAAUUGAAAAUACUUCCAGUAAGGAAGGUGGACUGGAAUCUGCUGUUAAAGAUGAACCAGUCAAUGGAAACAGUGUAAACCAAAAUGAGGAAAGUAAAGAAAAAACAAUGGAAAUUGAAGAACAAAGUGAUUUGGAGGAAAGAAAGUCAAAUGACCAGGAUAUAGCAGAAGCAAAAUGAAAUAAGAAUAUAGUAUUUCUCUUGUUAUGUGUUUUAAAUAUGGAUUUUAAAAGAUCAUUCAAUUAGUGAUGCUAGAAAUCUUCAGUGAAAAUUGAAAGCUGGAAACUGAUGAAGGAUCUAUUCAAACCAUGAGUUAGGAAAAGACAUAUAAAGUAAAUGAGGAAAUUAAUAUAUGGAGAAAGCGAAAUCAAACAAUCCAGUUUGAUCAAAUGCAAAAUGAUUCAUUUUGUGUUAACUGGAGAAGCAAUUUAAUGUACUUGAUAAUUAUUUUAUCGGUAGAAAGAACAGAAAAUGGUAUCUUGUAGAAGUGGCAUUAACUUCUUUACAAAUGGGGUAUUCUUUUUAGUAUACUAAAAUAGUACAAAUUUAUAUAUGUUUCAGAAUAGAUAAACGUUUUGGACCCAUUUUUAGCUCGACUAUUCAUAGAAUAGUAGAGCUAUUGGACUCGCCCAUGCGUCGGCGUCCCCGUCCCGAUUUGGUUAAGUUUUUGUAUGUAAGCUGGUAUCUCAGCAACCACUUGUGGGAAUGGAUUGAAACUUCACACACUUAUUCACUGUGAAAAACUGACUUACAUUGCACAGGUUUCAUAACUCUGUUUUGCUUUUUUACAAAAUUAUGCCCCUUUUUUGACUUAGAAAUUUUGGUUAAGGUUUUGUAUGUAAGCUGGUAUCUCAGUACUCACUAAUGGGAAUGGAUUGAAACUUCACACACUUGUUCACUGUCAUGAUCUGACAUGCACAAAGUAAGUCCCAUAACUCUAUUUUGCUUUUUAACAAAAUUAUGCCCCUUUUUCAACAUAGAAAUUUUUGGUUAAGUUUUUGUAUGUAAGCUGGUAUCUCAGUAUCCACUAAUGGGAAAGGAUUGAAACUUCACACACUUGUUCACUGUCAUGAUAUGACAUGCAGUGCAAAGGGUCAAUAACUCAACUUCGCAUUUUACAAAAUUAUGCCCCUUUUUCAACUUAGGAGUUUUUGGUUAAAUUCUCAUAUGUAAGCUGGUAUCUCAGUACCCAGUUACGGGAAUGGAUUGAAACUUCAUACACUUGUUCACUGUCAUGAGCUGAUAAGCACUAUGCAGGUUCCAUAACCCUAUUUUGCUUUUUUUACUAAAUUAUGCCCCUUUUUCGACUUUCUUAUUCAUUCAAUCGACAAGGCUGUUGAAUAGUCGAGCGUUGCUGUCCUCCAACAGCUCUUGUUAAUUGUGAACUAAUUCAGUAUUGUGCAUUGAUAUUUACAUAUGUUUUACUAAAACCAUGUUUCACUCAUACUUACCUCUCUGCAAGUGAGAUCAUGUAAAUUCAUAUUUUUCUCUCUGGAGAUGAGAUAAUUCAAAAUUCAUACUUGCCACCCUGCAUUUGAGAUAAUGUAAAUUUAUACUUACCUCCCUGCAAGUGAGAUACUGUUAAAUCUUUAGUACAAGGAUAUUAAAAGGUCUGUGAAUGAGUAGCUGGGAAAGCUUUUAAUCAUUCCUUAAGUUUUCGUACACUUUUGAGGUUGAAAGUACAAUGUUACUUGAUAGCGACAACACAAUAUAGACGCAACAAUAUAAGGAACUGAUCUAUAGCAGCAUUUCUAAUAUCAUAAUCCUUAAAUAUCAGAUUAGAUAAUAUUUAUUUCAUCAUUUGUAUUAUUUUAGUUGGUAUCUUAUAAGUUUGAUGCAAAGUACAGCUAAGUUCCAUCUAUUUUAGACAUAGACAUCAAACAAUUUAUUCAGAAUAUGUGUCAUCAAACAAUUGUAGCAAAAGGGACAUAAUUUUUACAUAAGUAUGAGGAAGCCAUCCAGCUGGUGUAUGGAAGGUCAGUGGUUCUACCCAGGUGCCUGCUUGUGCCUGAAGUAAUGCCUGCAGAAGCACAAAACUGAAGUCACCAACAAUAUGAUCUACAAUUUUGCUUGUAUGAUGUUAAACCAAACAAAACAAAUACAAAAGGUGAAGAGAACUUAAACAGUUUGCUUGCACGUGAUAUCUGAAUAAUGUGUAACUGUUAUUAUUAUGCCCCCCUUCGAAGAAGGAGGGGUAUAUUGUUUUGCAGAUGUCGGUCGGUCGGUCUGUAUGUAGACCAAUUCGUUUCCAGAUGAUAACUCAAGAACGCUUGAGCCUAGGAUCAUGAAAGUUGAUAGGAAGGUUGGUCAUCACCUACAGAUGACCCCUAUAGAUUUUGAGAUCUGUAUAUCAAAGGUCAAGGUCACAGUGACCCUGAACAGUCAAACGGUUUCCGGAUGAUAACUCUUGGGCCUAGGAUCAUGAAAGUUGAUAGGAUGGUCGUUCAUGACCAGCAGAUGACCCCUAUUGAUUUUGAGGUCAGUAGGUCAAAGUUCAAGGUCACAGUGACCCGGAACAGUUAAAUGGUUUCUGGAUGAUAACUCAGGAUUGCUUGGGCCUAGGAUCGUGAAAGUUGAUAGGGAGGUUGGUCAUGACCAGCAGAUUACCCCUAUUGAUUUUGAGGUCAGUUGGUCAAAGGUCAAGGUCACAGUGUCCAGGAACAGUAAAACGGUUUCCGGGCGAUAACUCAAGAACGCUUGGGCCUAGGAUCAGGAAAGUUGAUAGGGAGAUUGAUCAUGACCAGCAGAUGACCCCUAUUGAUUUUGAGGUCAUUUGGUCAAAGUUCAAGGUCAGAUUGGCAAGGAACAGUUGAACGGUUUCUGGAUGAUAACUUGAGAACGCUUGGGCCAAGGGUCAUGAAAGAUGAUAGAGAGGUUCAUCAUGACCAGCAGAUGACCCCUAUUGAUUUUAAGGUCAGUAGGUCAAAGGUCAAGGUUACAGUGACCCAGAACAUUUAAACCGUUUCCAGACAAUAACUUUAGAACGCUUGGGCCUAGGAUCAUAAAACUUGAUAGGGAGGUUGGUCAUGACCUGUAGAUGACCCCUAUAAUUUUGAGGUCUGUAGGUUUAAGGUCAAGGUCACAUUGACCCGGAACAGUUAAACCCUUUCCGGACGAUACCUUGAGAACGCUUGGGCCUAGGAUCACUAAACUUAAUAGGGAGGUUGAUCAUGACAGCAGAUGACUCCUGUCAAUUUUGAGGUCAAUAGGUCAAAGGUCAAUGUCACAUUGAACUAGAACAGUAGAACUUUUGUUUACAGUGAGCAAAUAAUUUCUGUUCCUUGUGCAAUUACUGAAUGCAUCAAGGGGGGCAUUUCGUGUUCGACAAGCUCUUGUUUACAUAUUUAGAAAAAUAGAGCUUUCAGAAUGUAACUGAAGAGCAAAUCUAAAAACAUGUUGUUCAGUAUACAGUGCAACUUAUUGCUUGAACAUCAUUUGGAAGAUGUUAAUACAGAGUUUGUUGCACUAGGGAGGUUAAUUUGAAACAGGAGAGGAAACAUCUACCUAUGUGUCCUCAGAGUUACUGUUAAUUGGUAACUGGGUAUAUGAAGUACCCUCAUUGCACUUUCAUUCAAAACAGCUGUUUAUUAGAUAAUUUAGAGAUUUUAUUUUUUAUGAUGAUUUAUUCUAAAGCUACACUACAGUUGCAUUUGUGUAUAUGUGUAUGGCUUGAUGUUCUUGAAAAUGUCGUGUUGUACUAUUUAUACAUAAAUUGUUGUUAGUUUUGUAUGCCGUAUGUGUUCAGAAAAUAAAUGUACUGAUUGAUAAA